Pezoporus occidentalis (night parrot) is the source of this 1036-nucleotide messenger RNA. RefSeq names its product gamma-crystallin D-like. NCBI's taxonomy places the organism in Eukaryota, Metazoa, Chordata, Aves, Psittaciformes, Psittacidae. Gene Ontology annotation, molecular function: structural constituent of eye lens. The record is from RefSeq and is a predicted model, not a curated record. Gene Ontology annotation, biological process: visual perception; lens development in camera-type eye.
AUGGGAAAGUAUGAAGACAAGAGCUUCUAGGGUCACUGGUAUGAAUGUGGCAGUGAUCACCUUGAUCCGUGGUCAUAUGCGAAAAAAUACAAUUCCAUCCAGGUAGAAAAAGGCAGCUGAACAAUUUCUGAGAACCCCAAAUUUUUACUGUGCUUGGCACUGCAGAAAUCUGUUUCCUACAGGAUUCAGCUCUUUGAAAGAGAGAAGCUGCAAGGCCAAAAGUUGGAGCUCACUGAUGAUUGCCUAUCAGUCCCAGGCUACAUCCAUCUCCCUAAGAUUGCUCUCAAUAUUUUAGGUGGUUCUUGGGUCUUGUAUGAAAUACCCACCCUCAGGAGCCAAUAGUGUUUACUGAAGCCCAGGGAAUACAGAAGAUUGCUUGACCAGGGUGUAGUAAACACCAAAAUUGUCUCUUUGCAGAGGCUGGCUGACUUGCACUGAGUUUUUGCUCCCACAAUAAACAAAUAGUGAAUGCAUUUCAAAAUCCUUGUUCAAAUGAAUCUUCCUUCAGUACUACAAACAAAUUAAAACUGUGCAGUCCAGAGGGAAAUCCAAUUUCUCUCACACUUUAGGGGGAGAUGGGAUAUACUUUAAAAAAAUAUUCACAUUUAUCCAGCUGUUGCAAAGUUACAUGAUAAUUUAAAUAACUGUUAAAGGUCCAGCUGCAUAUUUCUAGCCCUGGUAAGUGUAGGAGGAGGUCUGAUUCUUUCAUCAAAGUUUUCUCCAGUUUUACAGGUUUUGAUCUAGGAAUAGAUUACAGUUCUGCACUUACCAGGUUAACAAUAUGCAGUUGGACCUUUAACAUUUAAAUUAUCAUGUACUGUGGAAUAGGAAAAUAAGUCCCAUUAGUAGUUAUAUCCAGCAAAGUACUGACUGAGGAGGAAAAGGACAGAAAGAUGCAGACAAACUCAGAACAAGGUGAAUGCUGCAUUUGGCAUCAAAUUCUUCAUGGAAACAAGCUGCUCCAUGCUACCACUGUUCCAGCAAAACUUUCCAGUCUUAUCCCAGUUGAUUCCUCCAGAAAUACUUUUUCCAGAUC